Rubroshorea leprosula is the source of this 1647-nucleotide messenger RNA. Lineage: Eukaryota; Viridiplantae; Streptophyta; Magnoliopsida; Malvales; Dipterocarpaceae. The record is from the annotation of a GenBank genome assembly.
CUAAUAUACACGUCUUCUCCAUAUUGCAUUGAUCCCCCCGCCGCCAUGAACCCUCAUGAAUUGAUUAAAGAAUACCGUGUUGCAGGACACCCCAUCAAGAGAAAAUGGAGAAAUCAUUCAGGCCCGAAGUGUUACGGUAGAAGGUUUUGGUUCGUCCUCCUUUCCUGCCUUCUUCUGUUCAUUUUCCAUUACCUAUUCUUAGUUUCGAACAAUAAAGGCUUCAGUUUUUCAUCAAUCAGCGAUAGUACUACCAAUGAUCCAAAUAGAAAGAAGAAUCAAAACUAUUGUUCACCGUUCAAACCUUCUGAAAUCGAUUCGUGCUCGGGCAGAUACAUCUAUAUUCAUGAUCUUCCUAGUAAAUUCAAUGAAAAUGUGCUCAAGAACUGUGAAUUAGCAACGCGGGCCACUGAUAGAAUUAGUAUGUGUAGUUAUGUAGCGAACUUGGGGUUGGGUCCUCGGAUUCAAAACUCAGGUGGGGUUUUGUCGGCGAACAGUUGGUACUCCACAAAUCAGUUCUUCUUGGAGGUUAUUUUCCAUAACAGGAUGAAGAAAUAUGAGUGUUUGACCAAUGAUUCCUCUCUUGCUUCUGCGAUUUAUGUGCCAUUUUAUGCUGGUCUGGACCUCCGGCGCUACCUCUGGGGAUUCAGGACUUCCAUGAGAGAUGCAUCCGGUGUUGAUCUGGUCAAAUGGCUGUUGGAAAAACCUGAGUGGAAGAAAAUGUGGGGAAGGGAUCAUUUCUUGGUUUCAGGGAGGAUUUCUAAUGAUUUCAGGAGACAAUCGGACAGAAACUCUAAUUGGGGCAGCAAGUUUAGGUUUUUACCGGAAUCCAAGAACAUGUCGAUGUUGACUAUUGAAUCUGGCUCCUGGAACAACGACUUUGCCAUACCGUACCCGACAUACUUCCACCCCUCCACAGACGGUGAAGUUUUGCAAUGGCAGGACAGGAUGAGGAAACAGAGACGGCCGUACCUCUUCUCCUUCGCCGGUGCUGCGAGACUCAGGCAGAAAGGGUCAGUUCGGAAUGAGAUUAUCAGACAAUGCACAGCUUCAAAGACCACCUGCAAGCUGCUGGACUGCAAUACCGUGGCACGUGAAUGCGACGACCCUGUCAACCUGAUGAAGCUGUUUCAGAGCUCUGUCUUCUGCUUGCAGCCACCAGGGGACUCAUUUACCAGAAGAUCAACGUUCGAUUCGAUUCUGGCCGGAUGUAUCCCGGUGUUUUUCCAUCCCAAGAGUGCUUAUUCGCAAUAUGUAUGGCAUUUACCCAAGAAUCAUAGUAAGUAUUCGGUGUUUGUAUCACCGAGGGAAUUGAGACAGGGGAAGGUUCUAAUAAACGAGACAUUGCUCCAAGUUUCCAAAGAUGAAGAAUUAGCUAUGAGGGAAGAAGUAAUAAGAUUGAUUCCAAGCAUAAUUUAUGCAGAUCCAAGGUCUAGAUUAGAGACCAGUCAGGAUGCAUUUGAUUUAUCAGUAAAGGGAAUUCUUGAGAAAAUAGAGAAAGCUAAGAGGGAAAUUAGCUAGCUAGGAGAAAUUAAUAGGACCAAAUUACAAUGAUUUUCAGGAAUCUGGAUUUUUAGAGACAACAUUUUUUCCUUUGUAAAUUUGCAUACCAAAAUGAAUACAGAUAGGCAAUAAUUGCCUUUUUUAUGG